AUGGGCGCUAUAUACUCCCAAUACACUCAGAUCUUUCCACCGAAAUCAACGUGGAGCGUCGACAACAUUCCCGAUCUGUCCGGGAAGGUCAUGAUUGUGACUGGAGGUAACUCCGGCAUCGGAAAGGAGACGGCUCUGCUCGGGCGUAAUGCCAAGGUGUAUCUUGCAGCAAGGGACGAGUCAAAAGCAGAAGAAGCGAUUCGAGAGCUGAAGGAAGAAACAGGGCGGGAGGCCGUAUUCCUGAAGCUUGACCUGGGCGAUUUGCGGAGCGUCAAACGCGCUGCUGAAGAAUUCCUCCGCCGGGAGAAGCGACUGGACGUACUCUUCAACAACGCUGGUGUGGCCGUCCCGCCCAUGGAGCUGGUUACAGAUCAAGGCUACGAUCUACAGUUCGGGACUAAUGUGUUGGGACACUUUUACCUGACGAAACUACUCCUUCCCGUCCUUCUAUCCACGGCUGGAUCCACGCACCCGGGAAAAACCCGCGUGGUCAAUACAUCGUCUGUUGCUCACUACCAUCCAUUCGGGCCUCCGCUGGACUUCGACACAUUCAAGGACAGCCCCAAGCGCAGGAAGACGAGCAAGGUCAAGUUGUACGCACAGAGUAAAUUCGGAAACGUCGUUUUCGCAAACGAGCUGGAGAGACGGUACGGCACUCGUGGGAUUGUCUCGACCUCCCUUCACCCCGGUGUCAUAAAAACCAACAUUUCACGUAACAACAGCCCGCUCCUGAGAUCCCUCAUCAACAUGAUAUAUCCGCACGCCUCGCACGGCGCGCUCACGCAGCUAUGGGCGGGAACCUCGCAAGAGGGACUUGAACUUGGCGGAAAGUACUUGAUACCUUGGGCUCGGAUCGGUACGCCGUACGGACCGACGAACGACCCUGCGCUGGGUAGGGAUCUGUGGGUCUGGAUGGAGGAGCAAGUGCAGGAUAUUUGA
Punctularia strigosozonata HHB-11173 SS5 is the source of this 939-nucleotide messenger RNA. RefSeq names its product NAD(P)-binding protein. NCBI's taxonomy places the organism in Eukaryota, Fungi, Basidiomycota, Agaricomycetes, Corticiales, Punctulariaceae. The transcript is spliced from 13 exons. The coding region runs from base 1 to 939 and encodes 312 amino acids. The record is from RefSeq and is a predicted model, not a curated record.